Molecule: messenger RNA, 2665 nt
Organism: Dunckerocampus dactyliophorus (ringed pipefish)
Lineage: Eukaryota; Metazoa; Chordata; Actinopteri; Syngnathiformes; Syngnathidae
Gene: gjc4b
Product: gap junction protein gamma 4b
Exons: 3
Coding region: 354-1514 (386 amino acids)
Biological process (GO): cell communication
Cellular component (GO): connexin complex
Source: RefSeq, a predicted model, not a curated record
GGAGGGGAGACUGUCUCCAUUCUUUGUCUAAACCCCGCGGUACUACACGAUACUGGAGAGAAGGAUACAGCGACUCACCGAGAAGAAAACGAAUGGCUUGAGCGUGAGUCCUUUUUAGGGGAUUAAAUAUAGAAAAAAAAAGAAAAAACUCUCGAAGAUAGACAAGCGGAACGGCGUCGGAGUGAAGCAGAGGAGUUACAUCACAAGUACUUGUUUCACACAACUGGCAAACAAAGCGUGGCAGCAUCUCAAGGCGCUGCAGCCCUCGAUAGUAACAACCCAGCUCAAGUUUGUACUCCAACUUUUCAUCCAGGAGACAAAUCUGGGAUAAUCGCAGCUGAUCGACAGGCAAAAUGAGCUGGAGUUUCCUCACUCGUCUUUUGGAUGAGAUUUCCAAUCACUCCACAUUCGUGGGCAAAAUCUGGCUCACCCUUCUGAUUGUGUUUCGCAUCGUGCUGACUGCCGUCGGCGGAGAGUCAAUAUACUACGAUGAACAGAGUAAAUUUGUGUGCAACACAAAUCAGCCUGGAUGCGAGAAUGUGUGCUAUGACGCCUUUGCCCCCCUGUCGCACAUUCGCUUCUGGGUUUUUCAGGUGAUUAUGAUCACCACCCCCACCAUUAUGUACCUUGGCUUUGCGAUGCACAAGAUCGCCCGCAUGGAGGACGUUGAUUACCGGCCCCGGGGAAGAAAGCGCAUGCCAAUCGUGAGCCGUGGCGCCAACCGGGACUACGAGGAAGCGGAGGAUAAUGGCGAGGAGGAUCCGAUGAUCCUGGAAGAGAUCGAGCCAGAGAAGGAAAAGGAAGUUGAGGAGAAGCCCAGCAAAAAGCACGACGGACGCCGUCGCAUCAAACGAGACGGCCUCAUGAAUGUAUACGUGUUUCAGCUGCUGUCACGUGCCAUUUUUGAGGUGUCAUUCCUGUUUGGACAGUAUGUCCUUUAUGGACUGGAGGUGUCGCCGUCUUAUGUGUGCACGCGUGCUCCUUGCCCACACACGGUGGAUUGCUUCGUCUCACGUCCCACAGAGAAAACAAUUUUCCUGCUGGCCAUGUAUGCUGUCAGUGCCUUGUGUCUGCUCUUCACUGUGCUCGAGAUCGUUCACCUUGGCAUCAGCGGUAUUCGUGACUGCUUUUGUGCUCCCCGGUCCCAACCUCCCACCCCUCGUCACUCUGCACUGGCCAGCCAGAGAUCCUCCAUCUGCCGUCAACCCUCCGCGCCACCAGGCUACCAUACAGCCCUGAAGAAGGACCCCUCGGGGAAAAUGGGCUUCAGGGAUAACCUGGCAGACUCCGGCCGCGAGUCGUUCGGGGAUGAGGCUUCUUCAAGAGAGCUGGAGAGGCUGCGUAGACACCUGAAGCUGGCCCAGCAACAUCUCGACCUGGCUUACCAGAACGAGGAGCUCAGCCCGUCUCGCAGCAGCAGCCCGGAAUCUAACGGCACCGCAGUUGAGCAGAACAGACUCAACUUUGCCCAGGAGAAGCAGAGCAGCACGUGUGGUAAAGGUAUGCGUGCCUAGGUGUCAUCAGCUCAGUUGACACUGAAACUGGAAUUGACAUCUGGAGCAGUGAAUGGACACAAGGGAAACAAACUGGAAGUGUGUGAUCAGGUGUGAAUGAGAUGGGAGCAAUUUGCUUGAGGUGAAUGAAGUCAGCCCAAGCAUCUCAGUGUUAAGGUGGGAGGAGGAGAAAAGUGACAUUACUUGAGGCAUCAGUCCGUCUGAAGAUCCAAAGUGCUUUAACAUGUUCUUCUCCCUCAGGGCAGCUUCUUUUCUUUUAUUCUUUUUUUUUUAUUUGAUUAAAUCUUUGUUAUGAGACUUAGAGCUUAGAGUCAGAAUUUAAGAGUUGCAAUGCUUGGAUGUUCAGUCGGUGCAUCUGAAGUCAGCUUUAGAACUGGAAUCCCAUAUGUUGUGCAUUUGGCAAAGCCAGCUGUUUUUUUUCAGGAACGUGUGUCGUGUGUGAAGAGUGAGUGAGUGCUUGCUAAAGAACGGUACCGGAGAAAACGCUGAUGCAGAUUCUUGUCAUCAUACACAGGCUAUCAAGUGCGGUUCGCUUUUUAUACUGUAUGGUGCCAGCUAUGGUAACUUGAACACUCAAUGUGUCUGUCCAAAGGUAGAAACAAACCUGGGUAAUGCUUGAAAAACAUGUAACUCUUUAAUAUUGUUGUUCUCAAAGUGUUUUGAUACGUUUUUUCUAUCCGUUCAUUUUAAAUAUUGUCUUUUGUAUUACAUUGUUAUAAAUCACUGCUGUCUUAGUUCCCCGCUGCCUGAUUCACUCUGUGGAACUGGCACAGUUUGAAAAAUGUUUUUGGUACAAAGUGCAACUUGUUCCCUAUUUUGAAAGAAUUCGGUACACUUGUCUUCUCAACACUCAUUUGUGUAUUUGUGUUGUUUUAAGGAAAAAGGGAUAACUGUCAUUCAAUCAAUGUUUUAUGGACUUCUGUUGUUCAAGUGAAUGACUUGUAAACCACACAAUCACAUCAAUGUGAAUCCAAUGCCUUUAUUGUGUUCUGCAGCUGCCAUCGUUUCUGUUUGAAGUAUAUCCACUAUGCCAUUCGUGCCGACUCCAAUACUGUCAUCUCAAGUUAUUUUCGAACAAUGCUUUUUGUAAUUUUUUAUACUUUUUGUAAUGAUAUAGUUUUUGUGCUUAGUUUUUCAAAUAAAAUUUCUAC